UGCAACUAUCAACGUCCCCGUAGUUACACUAAGACGUUGCUGCAACAACCAUGCGUGCGCGUAACAACAAUUACUUUGCUGACGUAAAACAUCCACACACCCAUCAUAGCUCGGGGUGCAUUCGGUGACCCUUACUCCCCUACUUCUACAACUAAUACAACACAAGAUAAAACCAUUGAAGACGCUAAACUUCUGGUUGUUGGGCACGUGCUGGUAUACACUCUCAAUACGAUAGCUCAACAUGUGUAAAUUGGCCUUAGCUGGUAACCCAGGCCAGGGUUAUCAAGCCAUCAACAAUGACCCCGUGGCAAAGCAGAUAGACCACAUAUACCAAGACAGGCUGAGACAGUUCAUGGACGAGGGCCAGUACAGGGAUUUGAACUUGCCGAAGUUCUACGACGUUGACAGAGUCGCACAGGGGUCCAAGGACGCCAAAGAAGGUGAAGGCUUUGUCGAUCUCAGCGUCCAUGAGAUCCCCGAUGUUAAGAAGAGGCCGUUGUUUAAGGAUGUGAUCAAUAAGGAUACCGAGUUCCGUCCGGCUCAUAAAGGCGAUAGUUUUGGGCCUUCCUGGAAGACGUUUUGGUUCAAGCUCAAGCUGAGAAUCCCAGACAAGUGGCUGUCGGAGGAGCAGAUCUGGUUCCAGUGGGAUUGCGGUAAUGAAGGCCUGAUCUACACCAAGAAUGGUACUCCGCUACAGGCCUUUACAGGUGGUGACCGGAACGAUUUUAUAAUUCCAAAGAGGUAUUACACAUCCAAGAAGUUCACUCUUUACCUGGAGAUGAGCUGUAAUGGAAUGUUUGGUGUUGGAAUGGGGUCAGAUAUCGCUCCUCCAGACCCAAACAGAUACUUCACCUUGAGAACCGCAGAUUUGGUGUUGCCAAACCUGGAAGCAAGGGCUUUGAAGAUUGACUAUUGGAUUAUCAGCGAUGCAGCAAGAGAGCUCUCUGGCGAAUCAUGGCAAAAGUACAAGGCACGCCAAGUGGCCACUGAUAUCAUUGAGGCAUUUGAUCCAAAUGACGUCAAAUCCAUUAAGAAGUGUCGUGAUAUUGCAGCCACUUUUAUCGGCAAGCACGUCGACAGUGCGCUCGUGUACGAUGACAUUGCUCCAAAUGGAAACAAGAUUGACGUUUAUGGAAUCGGGAACUGCCAUAUCGAUACAGCUUGGCUGUGGCCAUUUGGAGAAACAAGAAGAAAAGUUGUGAGAUCAUGGACCACUCAGAUGGAGUUGAUGGAUCGAUACCCUGAGUAUAGAUUUGUUGCCUCUCAAGCACAGCAGUACAAAUGGCUCGAACAGGACCACCCAGACGUCUUUGAAAGAUUGGCUGGAAAGGUCAAAGAUAAGCAGUUCAUUCCAAUUGGUGGUUCUUGGGUUGAGCACGAUACGAAUAUCCCUAACGGUGAAUCUCUCAUCCGUCAAUUCCUGUUUGGUCAGAGAUUCUACGAGUCACACUUUGGCCAGCGUUGUACCACUUUCUGGCUACCUGAUACCUUUGGUUACAGCUCUCAAAUCCCACAGUUGUGUCGUCUAGCCGGGCUCGACAGGUUCUUGACUCAAAAGCUGUCAUGGAACAACAUCAACAACUUCCCAAACACAACCUUUAACUGGGCUGCACUUGACGGGUCCCAGGUCCUGACACAUAUGCCUCCUGCGAAUACGUAUACGGCAGAUGCCAACUUUGGUGACGUUAAGAGGUCCCUUGUUCAACACAAGAACCUGUCAUACGACCAAGCAGGCCUGCUGUGCUUUGGUAAAGGGGACGGUGGUGGUGGUCCAUUACCGGAGAUGCUGGAUAGACUACGUCGUUGUAGAGGCUUGAGCAACACUGUUGGUCAAUUGCCUACUGUCCACCUGGGCAAAUCUGUUGAUGACUUCUACGAUGAGAUCCUGGAACGGACAGACAACGGUAAAAAGCUGGUUUCUUGGGUUGGAGAGCUAUACUUUGAGUUCCACAGAGGAACAUAUACCACGCAGGCAUUGGUUAAGAAGCUCAUGAGAAGAUCUGAAGGUAUACUACACGACUUGGAGUACUUUGCAACGAUUGCAUCCAUUUUGAAACCUGAUGAGUACAAGUAUCCAAAUAAGAUAUUGAAAGCCUUAUGGGAGGAUGUCUUGCUGUGUCAAUUCCACGAUGUGCUCCCAGGCUCUUGUAUUGAAAUGGUCUACAAAGACGACGUUCAUCCAAUGUUGAAAAAUGUCUAUCUCAAGGCCAACGAGUUGAUUGAUGAGGCGUUGUCUGUGCUGGAGGGUUCAUCAUUCAACGCUCAGUACAAAUUUGUCAGUACGUAUCAGUGGAAACCACGCGGUGUCAUCUCUGUUCCAAAGGCAUUCACCAAAGAGGUGUCACACGUGGAGUACCAGGCGAGCGAAGAACACGACUACAUCUUCUUGGGAAAGUCCUCUGUUUCUAGUUCUCCUCUGAAGUCAGGGCUCAAGUAUCCUUCUAAAGUGAGCGAGACGAAAGAUGGUGACUUUGUUCUGGAGAAUGGCAAGCUAAGAGUAACGAUUGACCAUGGUGGUGUCAUUACAUCGUUAUAUGAUAUUGUCAACGCCCGUGAAGUUCUCGAUCUAACGACAGGUAAGAACCAUCGUGGUGCUAAUCAAUAUGUCUUGUUCGAUGACACACCACUGAACUGGCAAGCGUGGGACACUGAAGUCUUCUCCUUGGACACGUACAAAUAUGUUGAAAAGGGAACUGUGGAAAUCAACGAAACAGGGCCAUUGGUGAGCUCUGUCUCUGUCAAUUACAAGAUUGGUGACAAGUCUCAUCUCAAGACGGUUAUCUCUCUUGAAGGAUUGGACAGCAUUAGAUCACCUUCAGCUGUGAAGUUCCAUUGUGAUGUGGAUUGGCACGAAUCUCGCAAGUUCUUGAAGGUUGAGUUCCCAGUUGAUAUUCACUCCGACUUUGCCAGUUAUGAGACUCAAUUUGGCAUCACCAAGAGACCAACACAUUACAAUACCAGUUGGGACGUUGCAAAGUUUGAGGUUUGUCACCACAAGUUUGCAGACUUGUCUGAACACAACUAUGGUGUGAGUGUUCUGAACGAUUCCAAGUAUGGGUUCUCCUCACAUGGCAACCUGAUGCGUCUAUCGCUCCUGAGAUCUCCUAAGCAGCCAGAUGCGAAUGCAGAUAUGGGCCAUCAUGAAUUUGAAUACGCUUUGUAUCCUCAUGCUGGGCCAUUAGAUAACACGACAGUUGAGUUGGCGUACCGUUUCAACUCCAAGUUACACCUGCUUAAAGUGCCACUGUCCAAGUCGUUUGAGAACUUUAUCACUUUUGAAGGUGACAAGAACAUCGUGUUGUCUCAUAUUAAGAGAGCAGAGGACGACAAGGACGUUUCCUUGGGAGAUUUACCAGUAAAGAAGAACAGACAAGAUGGUAAAGCUGUUAUUGUUAGGCUCUAUGACUCUCUGGGUGGUAGAUCCAAGGGUGCCAUCAAGACCACUGGACCGUUAGUUGCAGCUUACAAGGUGAACAUUUUAGAAGACAAGUUGGAGAAACUCUCAUUCAAAGAGGUGUUCCCUGAAUCAUUGUCUUACAAAAAGGUUGAAGUUGAGUUGAGAGCAUUUGAAGUUGCUUCUUAUAAGCUUGUUUUUGCCUCAAAUUGAGUGUGACUCUAUGUAUGUUUAUACAACAUUGUGUUGAAGCUGGGAAAUGAAUAAAAACAGAAUCCUUCAUGAGUUUGAUAACCUGUCGUAUGCAUCUUGUGUAACCACUAGCAUAGGAUUGACUGCUGGAAGCUUUGUCUCCUCACUCAUAAGACUCAAGGCAGACAAGGCUAGAAAGCUAUGAUAUGGAUCUGGAGACGAUG
Molecule: messenger RNA, 3810 nt
Organism: Williopsis jadinii
Lineage: Eukaryota; Fungi; Ascomycota; Saccharomycetes; Phaffomycetales; Wickerhamomycetaceae
Gene: AMS1
Product: alpha-mannosidase
Exons: 1
Coding region: 242-3607 (1121 amino acids)
Biological process (GO): mannose metabolic process; oligosaccharide catabolic process
Cellular component (GO): fungal-type vacuole membrane
Molecular function (GO): carbohydrate binding; alpha-mannosidase activity
Source: RefSeq, a predicted model, not a curated record